This is a messenger RNA of Drosophila yakuba, 2963 nucleotides long. Its product is annotated as GPI ethanolamine phosphate transferase 1. The record is from RefSeq and is a predicted model, not a curated record. Gene Ontology annotation, cellular component: endoplasmic reticulum membrane. The coding region runs from base 90 to 2867 and encodes 925 amino acids. Gene Ontology annotation, molecular function: mannose-ethanolamine phosphotransferase activity. The transcript has 2 exons. NCBI's taxonomy places the organism in Eukaryota, Metazoa, Arthropoda, Insecta, Diptera, Drosophilidae. Gene Ontology annotation, biological process: GPI anchor biosynthetic process.
CAGGCAAUCCUGGCUAUAUAAUUCAAACAUUUCCUUUCACACAUUUGUACACUGCGAACAGUUUACACACAUUUCGUCACACUGAAAACAUGUGGAGUGUUCAGGCCUUGGUGGUGCAUCUGCUGCUGCUCGGUUCCAUCCUGAGCAUCUACUUUCAAUCGACUGUCUUGUCAGAUCUGGAACCUUUGAGUAGCCUGCGCGAAUUGGGCUUGGAACCGCCGGCGGAUCGACUGGUGGUGUUUGUGGUCGAUGGACUGAGGGCGCAAUCUGUUUUGGCGGACAACUGCAGUUCGGUUCCUGACCUCCGGGAGCUGUUCAUUGACCAGGCACUAGUUGGCAUCUCGCGGGCAUGCCCACCGACAGUAACCCGACCGGGACACAUCGCCAUCUUUGGCGGCUUCAAUGAAGAUCCUGCUGCGGCCCUCACCAACUUUGGCUGGAAUCCGUCCACUUUUGAUACCGUCUUCAAUAGGAGCAGGAACGCCAUUGGCUGGACGCAGGAUGUGGUUGCCAGAAUCUUCACUCACUUGCCCACCGGUGGAGCGCCACUGCGUUUCGAAACCUUCGCCAGGUCGGACAUUUCGGGCAGACUCAGGUUGGAUCAGUGGGUGUUCGAUAAGGUGCGCAACUACCUGACCAAUGAGCAAAAUGUGCAGCCAUUGCGCAAUGCCAGCUCGGUGGUCUUCUUUGUCUAUCUAGCCGAUAUCGAUCUCGCCGGACACGCCCUCACGCCCUACGGCUCGAACUUCCGGGGAAAGCUUAACUACACCCAACGCGGCAUCCGGCAGACCUAUGAACUCUUCGAAAGCGUUUUCAAUGACAGUCGCACCGCUUACCUGAUGACCUCGGAUCAUGGGAUGAGUGAUGCGGGUCAGCACGGUGGUGGCGGAGAUCGCGAGGUGGAAACCCCUUUCAUACUCUGGGGAGCUGGUGUUAAACGCUUGGCGCCGGAUCCCGUCCAGAACUUCACGGCCAGUGAGAAUGGUCCCACCUUGCCACUGUACCAGUUGGAACAGACGCAGCUGGCGCCACUUAUGUCCGCUUUGAUUGGCCUCCCUCCACCCAUGAACAACAUGGCCCUGAUGCCACUUGGAUUCCUGAACACCAGUGUUCAGUACGAGCUGCAGGCUCUCCACCUGAAUACGAUGCAGUUGCUGGCGCAGGCCAGGAUUCUGAUAAAGCGACAUGAGGACGGUAUUAUGUAUCAGUGCCUGCCCAAAUUCGAAAGUCUGGGCACGGCAGAGAUAGAAAACUAUCCGCAGAGAAUGAAGUAUCUGGUGGCCCAGGAGCACUACGACCAGGCCUUUAAGGUGAGUCAGCAAAUAGCCAAGGUAGCUCAGCAAUGCAUGGAAUACUACCACGGGUACUAUCACCUGCCCCUGCUGGUGGCCACCACUGCCUCCUACUUGUUGUGGUUCUACCUGCUGCUGGUGCGACUUACACGGGAGUCCAUCCAGCCGAAAUCGGAGCGUAAGGGCUACUUUACGUGGAUCACUUUGAUGAUGUGCUUGGGCGGAUUGGCGCUCCUGGAACUAAUGAUACUGCAAAGGGUGCCCCACUUGACCACCUUCUAUCUGCUUCUGCCCUUUGGUAUCCUCAUCCUGGCCCUGGCUGAACGUCCCUGCCAAGACAAUGGGCUACUAUGCCAGUUCCCGGUGCUUCACCUGGUCGGAAUCGUUGUACCCGGUGCUCUGCUGAUCUUGAUGGCCUUCCACAAGAGUCACAUUGGGCUGCUCUACUUCGCGGUGGUGUGCCUCAAUAAUCGCAGAGCCUUCUUCAGACCCUCCUUGAAGCUAAUUUUCUGGCUUGUCCUUGUCAUCCUGCUGAGUGGUAUCCUGAUGGUGAAGCAGAACUCAAGCCUGCACUUUAUCACCGAUGAGAUUGGUGCUUAUAUUGGAAACAGCCAUGUGGUCUACUUCAGUAUGGUGUUAUCCGUCAUUCGUCCUCUGAUUCUGCGGCAUCAACACGCCAAACGCGUUUGGAUCAUCAACAUGGCCGCCCUACUGGCCACUGCAUACGGAACCUAUCAAUGGGAUGCGGAUCAGCCAGUCUGCACCUAUGUUUAUGUGGCAUGCUGGUCAUACCUCGUCUUCGCCUUUCUAUCAAUCCCAUAUAGUGGGACAAAGGAACUGAGGCGUCGCUUGGAGCUGAUAACCUUCAAUAUGCUGACGGUGCACAUAAUGCUGACCACCUCCAUCGGUUCGCUCUUCGUUCAGAUCAUGGUCACCGAGUUUGUGCUAGGCCUGGAGCUCUACGAAGAGAGCAUCAGGUACUCAAAUCUUAAGGAUGUGAACACAGAGCAGGAUGACAACCAAGGAGCAGAGGAGCAGUCACCGCAUGAGAGACCUGUGAGUCCGCUGGAGCACUUGAGGCAAUCCUAUCGCUAUGCGGCACUGAUUCUGCUGUACUUCUACGUAUCCUUCUUUGGAACUGGCCACUGGUUCUUCAACUUCACAUUCAAAGCCAUUACAUCGCGACUUUUCUUCCCACAAUUCCAGCUGCACAUGAUUGCGGCUUUUAUUCUGCUUAAGAUAUUCAUACCAUCAAUCAUCGUCAUAUCGAGCAUAUACGCCCUGGUAUCCUUUGGCCGAAAGCAUGUCCGGUCCAUCUUCAUCUGCCUGUUCCUGAUGAACGACUCCAUGAGCUUGUACUUCUGCUACUUUGUGAACAAUCGAGGCUCCUGGCAGAAAGUGCGAGAAUCCUUAGAUCGCCUCCUGGUGUCCCACGUCUUUAUCAUCCUGCUGCUUGUUUGCUCCUGGAUCGCCAAGGGUUUCCUUGCCAACACCAAGGAGGAGAAGCCUAUGCCCAGAGCUCAAGUCCAGACUCUCACCAAUGAUGCCAACCUAGUUCAGGACAGUCGGGUUUAGAUUAGUCCGGAUGAUGUGCCAAAUUAUCAAGCUGCAUUUUAUCUUUAUUUAAAUAUGUUUGUCCUGAAUAAAUAGCAGUUUGUAUACCAGUAAAAA